Molecule: messenger RNA, 990 nt
Organism: Fonsecaea monophora
Lineage: Eukaryota; Fungi; Ascomycota; Eurotiomycetes; Chaetothyriales; Herpotrichiellaceae
Exons: 1
Coding region: 1-990 (329 amino acids)
Source: RefSeq, a predicted model, not a curated record
AUGCUUCAUCGACAUCUUCAAAGCAGCUACGAGCAAUACAAGUCAGAUACAGAGUAUAUUACAACAUGGCUCGCAACCACUGCCAAAUACUGUGGCUUUACCCUGAACCUAAAAGUCUUAGAAGAGGAGCCCAAGUUAGAGAAACUGAAAGGCAGAGCGAGGAUGCUGGCGAAGCAAGCCGCAAAGGCGGAGACCACAAACCCAGGAACACAAUCAAGGGCUUACGCAGUUCUACUGAAAUAUUUUCUUCCUAUGGCGCAACGAAUCGUGGCUUUCCAGAAGCCUCCAGUCCAAGUUCCCAACAGCUUUUGUCAAGAUCCUCGACGGGGCCAUCUCCCUGAGAAGUCGGUGGCGGUGUGCUUAGGAAACCAUGAUGGAGCUGGGUCAUCCCGCAGCCCUACGGACCAAGAAUCCGAUACAAGACACUCUUUCUUCACACCCACACUUGAGGACGUCAGAGAAGCACUCGGGUCCCGGACUUCGUCAUUGGCCAAGAAUAAGAAUGAGACAGCUCAGCACAACACCGCUGAAGCCAGUGCCGCAACAAACCUGGCGAAUAUGUUCUCCAGCCUUGAGGUCGAAGAGCCAUCCGAGGCCGAUCAAGAGAGCCCCUUACAGUCGGUACCUAGGGCAGAAACCGCGAAGCCACAGACUCGUUAUCAAGCGGAAACUUUUGAUGACCCCGAGGAACCUUCCAUUAUGCUUAUGUGCCUGGUGACAGAUUUCGCUGACAUUCGCGAUUUUGUCGCCGAAACUUGGUUGGGCUACAAAGAAGAGCUUUUGGACCUUGUCAGCGCCUCCCUCACAACAGAUACAGCCAUGGAACUGGCACGUGGUCUGGAAGAAGCGCAACAGAAGCUUUUUGCGGCUCAUGGAGGCGUGCAGAAGCUGCUCCAUAUUUCUUUUGUCGCCCAUUGUAUAGAAAUUUUGCCAGAGAUCGGAGGCUUCACAAUCGCCCAGCUGUCUCUUCAUGCGGUCCUCGGAACCUGA